GGAGCGGGAGGCGCUGGCGGCGGAGCUGCGGGAGCGGCGGCGGGGCGGGAUGCGGAGCCAGGAGCUGCGGGACGGCGCCGGAGAGUACGGGGGGAAGUUUGCUGAGCCGCUGCUGCACGAGGGCUGGAACAAAAACAGCGCGGAGCCCCAAGAGGCGGAGUCAGAGCUGCGCAGGAAGCACGGGAGAAAGGCUUGGGGUGAUCAGCUAAGGCAGCAAAACAAGGAAGAGGUGACCCAACUCGAAGAGAAGAAACGUUAUGAAAAUGAGUAUGAAACGGCACGAGGGGAAGCGCUGGAAAGAACAAGACGAGAGGAAGAGAAGGGCCAGCUAGAGAAGCAGCAAGCAGAGACAUUGCUUCAGCAGAUAGAAGAACUGAAAUUGCAAGAGACAAAGGCAACAAAGCUGAAAAAGGAACAAGAGAAUUUAUUAAAGCAGCAGUGGGAGCUGGAGAAUUUGGAAGAAGAAAGGAAACAAAUGGAAGAGCACCGGAGGAAGAAAGACCUUGGUCGCUUUUUGACGCAUCAGUGUGACGUCCAGUUAAGGAGACGAGCGCAGCAGAUACAGGAGGAGCUGGAGACAGACAAGCAAAUCUUAUCAGCCCUCCUGGAGAAAGAAGAGGAGGAUCAGCGCCGGCAGAUCGCGCAGCGGGAACGGGCGGUGGCAGACGUGGCCUGGAUGAAGAAGGUCAUCGAGGAACAGCUCCAGCUGGAAAAGGAGAGGGAAGCAGAGCUCGAGACUAUCUUCAGGGAGGAAGCAAAAAAAAUGUGGGAGAAGAGGGAAGAAGAAUGGGAGAGAGAGAAGGUGGCCAGAGAUCGCCUGAUGAGUGAGGUCCUUGCAGGCAGACAGCGCCAGAUCCAAGAGAAGAUGCAGUUAAACAGACGGGCCCAAGAAGAGUCCAUUAAGUAUCGAGAGCAGCUGAUCAAAGAGCUGGAGGAGGCGAAGAAAGGGACUCGCCGGGAGAAGGAGCAGGAGGAGGAAGAGCAGCGAGCCCGCAGGAGGGAGCUGCAGGCACAGGGGACAGAGCACAGCUCGAGAGAGGAGGAGGAACAGCAGGAGGGAUGGGCCCAGCAGCACCUCCAGGAGCUGGAGAGGCAGGAGGGUGAGGAGGCCUGGCACAGCAGGUUGUACAGUUACCCAAGAGCAGCUUGGACCUGAGGAAUGAGCACGAGAUGCAGCUCCAGACUACAGAAAGAAAACUGUGAGGACUCAAGGAACUCCUGAAAUAAUGGUGCCUCUGGAAUAGCCUACAGUAAGAUGCAGACUUGACUCAGUAGAUUUCUGAAAAUAUUUAGUUGUGGCCAAGCUGAAGAGGAGAAAAGUUCCAGUCUUCAGGAAUGUGGAGGUGUGAGCACCUUCAGAGAAGUGAACUGCUUCACUCUGCAUUCUGGAGUUGUGCUCCAGCUGAGAGGCUGAAGAAACACAGCAAAUAAAAGGGCCCUGCGGACCUGAGCCAAAAAAGAAUCUGUGUCUCUCCAGGAAGAGGAGCUGUGAAACACCAGGGCCUGUGUCAGACUCCCACCAUGGAGAAUCCAGGCUGUGCCUGGGCUCCCACUGGGCGUUGAGAAGUUAAUUCAUAAUGCACAUUGCAAAUCAGUGUGUGCUGUGGUAGCAGUGCUUUUCAAGUUCCUCUCCAGAAGGUGCUGGAGAGUUCAUUAAAUGUUGUU
Messenger RNA from Hirundo rustica (Barn swallow), 1665 nucleotides. It is a transcript of the gene TCHP, whose product is annotated as trichoplein keratin filament binding. The transcript is spliced from 11 exons. NCBI's taxonomy places the organism in Eukaryota, Metazoa, Chordata, Aves, Passeriformes, Hirundinidae. Gene Ontology annotation, cellular component: keratin filament. The record is from RefSeq and is a predicted model, not a curated record. Gene Ontology annotation, biological process: apoptotic process. Bases 50 to 1156 code for a protein of 368 amino acids.